AUGGCAGAAAUAUGAAGUAUUCCAAAAAAACCAAUACACAAAGACAAAACAAAUUCUUUAUAUUUCUCUUUUCUCUCACUCUCUAAUAUGAGCUCCAACGACGGUUCAUCGGAAUUCAGUCGUUAUUCAUAUGGAAUUGGAGUCUCGGUGGGGAUAAUUCUCAUCAUAGUUGUGAUAACUCUUCUUUCCCACUUCUGCAAUCGAAGAAGUACAGCUCCUUUACCUUCAGACAAUCCAUCUUCUACUACCAGCAACUCUCUAACAAAUGUCACCACUCAACCCGACGACGAAUCAAUCACCACCGGCCUCGACGACGCCACUCUCCGGAGCUUUCCGAAGCUGCUCUAUGCUCAUGCCAAGCUACACAAAGACAAAUCCACGGCUUCAUGCUGCUGUUCCGUCUGCUUGGCGGAUUACAAGGACAAGGAUAUGUUGAGGCUGCUUCCCGACUGUGGCCACCUCUUCCAUCUCAAGUGUGUCGACCCUUGGCUGCGCCUGAAUCCGACGUGCCCUAUCUGCCGGAAUUCGCCUCUUCCCACCCCUUUGGCUGAGGUUGCUCCCUUGGCGGCUAGGCUGGAUCGAAUGGUUUGAUACAGAGAUGGAUGGUGAUAGUGGCCAAACAUUUCUACACUACCUUAUGUUCAUCCAUGAUCAUAAGGUUAAUUUGGAUCUUAUAAUAUUUAUUUUUUUUCUUUAUGUUGUGAUUCUCGUCAAUGCAGGAUUUGCUUAGACU
Molecule: messenger RNA, 733 nt
Organism: Ziziphus jujuba (common jujube)
Lineage: Eukaryota; Viridiplantae; Streptophyta; Magnoliopsida; Rosales; Rhamnaceae
Product: RING-H2 finger protein ATL70
Exons: 1
Coding region: 88-591 (167 amino acids)
Source: RefSeq, a predicted model, not a curated record